AUGGAUGCUGCGGGCAGGGGCUGCCAUUUGUCGCCCCGGCCAGCGGCGCGCGGACCGGCUGGCUCCCCGGCACCGGCGGCCGCCGCCCGCGCGCCCCCCCGGCCCAGCCUCUGCAGCGACGCCGCCUCGGCUCCCCCCGCGGCCGCCGGAGCGGUCGCCAUGAACCCCAGCCCCUCCGCCGCGGAGGAGAAGGGGGCGGCCGGCGGCAGCAGCAGCAGCGGGAGCGGCGCGGGGAGCUGCUGCCUGGGCGCCGAGGGCGGCGCGGACCCGCGGGGCGCGGGGGCCGCUGCCCUGGAAGAGCCCGCGGCCGCCGGCUCCAAGGAGAAGGACGAGGCGCUGGAGGAGAAGCUGAGGAACUUAACUUUCCGCAAGCAGGUCUCUUACAGGAAGGCAAUCUCCCGGGCAGGCCUCCAGCACCUGGCUCCUGCACACCCCCUCAGCCUUCCCAUGGCCAACGGUCCAGCGAAGGAGCCCAGAGCGACUCUGGACUGGAGUGAGAACGCCGUGAAUGGAGAGCACCUGUGGCUGGAGACCAACGUCUCGGGGGACCUGUGCUACCUGGGCGAGGAAAACUGCCAAGUGCGAUUUGCUAAAUCGGCUCUCAGGAGGAAGUGUGCCGUCUGUAAAAUUGUAGUCCACACUGCCUGCAUCGAGCAGCUGGAAAAGAUUAAUUUCAGAUGUAAACCAACAUUUCGAGAAGGAGGCUCAAGGUCACCAAGAGAAAACUUUGUGCGUCAUCACUGGGUACACAGGCGUCGCCAGGAGGGAAAAUGUAAGCAGUGUGGUAAGGGCUUCCAGCAAAAAUUCUCCUUCCACAGUAAAGAGAUUGUGGCUAUCAGCUGCUCCUGGUGCAAGCAGGCGUUUCACAAUAAGGUGACCUGCUUCAUGUUGCAUCACAUCGAGGAACCCUGCUCCCUGGGGGCCCAUGCUGCUGUCAUUGUCCCGCCCACCUGGAUCAUUAAGGUGAAGAAACCUCAGAACUCCUUGAAGGCUUCAAAUCGGAAGAAGAAGAGAACAAGCUUUAAGAGAAAAGCCAGUAAAAGAGGAGCCGAACAGGAAAGCAAAGGUCGACCUUUUGUGAUAAAACCUAUCUCUUCUCCUCUCAUGAAACCCUUGCUUGUGUUUGUGAACCCCAAGAGUGGAGGCAACCAGGGAACCAAAGUUCUGCAGAUGUUUAUGUGGUACCUGAACCCGAGGCAAGUCUUCGAUCUUUCUCAGGAAGGACCGAAAGACGCGCUCGAGUUGUAUAGGAAAGUGCCAAAUCUGCGAAUUCUGGCCUGUGGAGGGGACGGAACGGUGGGCUGGAUCCUUUCUAUUCUGGAUGAACUGCAGUUGAGCCCUCAGCCCCCCGUCGGGGUCCUGCCUCUGGGGACGGGGAACGACCUGGCUCGAACUCUCAACUGGGGAGGGGGCUACACUGAUGAACCUGUUUCUAAGAUCCUUUGCCAAGUAGAAGACGGGACGAUUGUACAACUAGAUCGCUGGAACCUCCACGUGGAAAGAAAUCCUGACUUGCCUCCAGAAGAACUUGAAGAUGGUGUAUGUAAGCUUCCUCUGAAUGUUUUCAAUAAUUACUUCAGCCUUGGAUUUGAUGCCCACGUGACACUGGAGUUCCAUGAAUCCAGAGAAGCAAAUCCGGAGAAAUUCAAUAGUCUUUUUCGAAAUAAAAUGUUCUAUGCAGGGGCAGCUUUUUCUGAUUUCCUGCAGAGAAGCUCUAGAGAUCUAUCCAAACAUGUUAAAGUUGUCUGCGAUGGGACAGAUCUCACCCCAAAGAUUCAGGAGCUGAAGUUCCAGUGUAUAGUAUUUUUAAAUAUACCCAGAUAUUGUGCUGGCACAAUGCCCUGGGGGAACCCAGGCGAUCACCAUGAUUUUGAACCCCAACGUCAUGAUGACGGUUAUAUUGAAGUCAUUGGCUUCACCAUGGCCUCUUUGGCUGCCCUGCAAGUUGGGGGCCACGGGGAGAGGCUGCACCAGUGCCGGGAGGUCUUGCUGCUGACUUACAAGUCCAUCCCCAUGCAAGUGGACGGGGAGCCGUGCCGCCUGGCCCCGGCGAUGAUUCGGAUCUCUUUGCGGAACCAGGCCAACAUGGUGCAGAAGAGCAAGCGGAGGACGUCCAUGCCUCUGCUCAAUGACGUCCAUCAGGUGCAAGCCACUGACCUGCGGAGAGUGUCUGCCCCCCCGGGCUCCUUCACCAUCCCCCAGUCUGUCCCAGACCGCCUGAGAAUCCGGGUGAACAAAAUCAGCCUACAAGACUAUGAAGGAUUCCACUAUGACAAAGAGAAGCUUCGGGAAGCCUCCAUCCCGCUGGGCAUUCUCGUUGUGCGUGGAGACUGUGAUUUGGAGACUUGCCGUAUGUACAUAGAUCGCCUGCAGGAGGACCUGCAGUCAGUUUCUUCUGGCUCCCAGAGAGUUCAUUACCAGGACCACGAGACCUCAUUUCCCAGGGCACUGUCAGCUCAGAGGCUCUCCCCACGGUGGUGCUUUCUAGAUGCAACUUCUGCUGAUCGCUUUUAUCGAAUAGACAGAUCUCAGGAACAUUUGCAUUUCGUGAUGGAGAUUUCCCACGAUGAGAUUUUUAUUCUGGACCCAGACAUGGCGCUGUCCCAGCAGGCGGGCACGCCUCCAGGAAUGCCUGACUUGGUGGUGGAGCAAGCCUCAGGGAUGGCAGACUGGUGGAGCCCCGUCCUGCGGCAGCGCAUGCUGAGCGAUGGUGGGCUGGGCAUGAUAAGUCCGCACUAUGAGGACUCAGAUAUGAAAGAUUUCAGCCACUCCCGUGGGCUACAGUCACCAGUCUCUUCAGAAGAUCACGCAAUUUUGCAGGCAGUAAUAACUGGUGAUCUUAUGAAGCUAAUAGAAAGCUAUAAAAACGGAGGCAGCCUGCUAAUUCAGGGACCAGACCACUGUUCACUCCUUCACUACGCAGCUAAGACCGGGAGCGGGGAGAUCGUCAAGUAUCUCCUUGACCACGGACCUUCUGAGUUGUUGGAUAUGACAGACAGCGAAACGGGUGAGACUGCGCUGCACAAGGCUGCCUGCCAGCGGAACCGGGCCGUGUGCCAGCUUCUGGUGGACGCAGGAGCAUCCCUGAGAAAGACGGACUCCAAGGGUAAGACACCUCAAGACAGAGCACAGCAGGCGGGGGACCCGGAUCUAGCCGCUUACCUAGAAAGUCGCCUAAACUAUAAGAUCCUUGGCCAUGAGGACCUGGAGACUGCUGUCUGACCCUGGUAGCUGGGUAAAGAGAACCUGAGCAAGCCUAUCACCUGUGCCCGCCCGGCGAUGGGGUAGCCCCCCUGGAAGAAGCUGAUGGAAUCCAUGUACCUGUCUCUCUCCUGCAGGAAUCUAUCUGGGACCAUGCCACCAGUUUUUAAGGGCUACCAAAAUGUACCCGAGAACCGGAUAGCCCGUGAGGAUGAAGCAGGGUACCUGGGGAUGUGUGGAAUACGAGUUCCACAGAAUUUGAUCCUUACUGCUUCCAGCAAGUAGCAUGAACUUCUGUGUUCACCUGUAUAAUUUAUUUUAAAGAUUCAAAGGAUGUUCAUAUAAAUGGUACCAGCCCCUUCUCCCCUCUGCCUUCAUCCUCGCCCGGUACCGCGCAAUUCUACUGCGACCCCCCCACCCAUUCAGAAAAUAGGAUACGAGUCUCUUUACAUCCAGCCUUUGAAGACCGCAAGACUGUCUGAAGGUCUUUUAAAAACCCUCUGGAUGUCCUGCAGAAACAGAACUGUCAAACCGCUUCCUUUCCUGAGUCUGACUCCACCCAGACUGCUUAGUGACGGUUUGCAUGUCUUGCCCAUCCACAGUCCCUUUUGAUUUUAGAGGGACUGGGAAGUCCACGUGGGUCAUGCUAGCUCGUGUGCUAUAUCUCUGAGGUAUGGUGAGGUGGCAUGGGAGUUGUCUGUGCUCACAGGGACCUCAGAGAGGUAACCAGGGCUCGGCCCAGGUUGCGGCACUGUUAGCUGUCGCCCUGCAGGGCUGGCUCGGCUUGGGCUGUCUGCAUAGCUCCGCACUGCCUGUGCGUAGCCAUCUCUGCCUUUUGCUGCAAGAGAGAUGAGCAAGAAAUGAAACAAAGGCCCAUGGCUAGUUGGCCGAGCAGCUCAAUUUUAAGUGCUGCUUAAAUUGCAGAGCAGAAAACCAUGUGUGGGAACUGUGGUUACAGGAAAUGCAGCACUAUGACAGCGUUUACUUCCAAACUUUGAGUAAUAAUAGAAAGCAGGCUAAUCGACAUGAAAUAAAACAGCAAAAGCAAAAGUAGCAACAUAUGUCAAAAUAACACAGUUAAGCAAGAAAACAGUCUUGCUUGGAAUUGGAAUGUGGCACGGAGGCUAAUAAGGAUAGACUCUUGGGGACGGUGGUGAGAGGCAGCGCAUUUUAGAUUUUCCUUCUUAGUUUUGGUUUUCAUUACCCCAAGCCAGCCUUGUCUCCAGGACAAAGCCUUGUUUUAUGAGUUCCACUGCCAGUUUCCAGGAUGCCUGGAUCUUCCUGACGGAUGCCUCGCCUUCUACUUAUCAGGUCCAAGUUGGCAUCUAACCGCACUGUGGCCCCGUUUUCAUGGAUGGGGUAGUCUAGUAUAUUCUAUUCUCUACUUCCCUGACUAUAGUUCUCAGUACAAACCACUGUGGGAGCCCAGCCAGAAAUAUCUGCCUGGCCUUGAAAUUGCACUUUCUAACCCUGCCACAGAUCUGAUGGUCCUCACGGUACCUCUAUUUGGGACUCUGUGAUCACUAAGGUAUCAAUGGGAAAAGUCAUCUAGCUUUGGGUGAAAAUGUCAACUUGACUUGGGUAUACAUCAGCGUGAAAAUGGGUGACCAAGGGUUUCGUUUCAGACUGGAAUGGGUGUCCUCCGAGCUUUCUGCCCUUUGCUUAUGGACACAGGCAGAGUCCCUCCCCUGUUCCAUUUCUGCAUGUGAACCUGAGCGGUCCUUUCUCAGAAUUUCAUUUAAAUUCCAGUGAUGCCAUGUUGCUUAUUUGAGUCACAUUUUGAUCAGAGAUCACCAUGUUGAAAGAAUACGUGCUGUAUUUCAUGAGAACAACCUCUCAGUGGAUGGGGGCUAAGUCUCCCCUUCGUCUUCAUCAAAAUCAAAAGUUGAGCGUUAUUCCUGGUUGCAGGAGGUUGGGUUGGCUGUGAGAAAUCUAGUUCCAUCUGUCAGUCUUAGAAAUGGAACUAGCUCUUGGGUUUUACAGUGAGGAAAGGAGGGACUCAGUAGAUUGUUUCCAGAAGCUGGAAAAAAAAUAUAUUCCAGAAGAGUUUAAUCACUGGGACUUCUGCCGGGAGUCUUUCAGUUGGUAGGACUGUCAAGGAGAUGUUGUGAUGACAGAAAUAUAAUCCUUAAAACAGACUGAAUCUGGCUUUGGCUGGUGCCUUCCAUUCCUAGAUGGAGCCAAGCAUUUGGACACAUCGUCUGUCGCCCCUCUGUCAUUGUUGGGAUGAAGGAUCUAUUUUUUUUAACCAACUACCAUCUCAUAUUUCCUGGGAUGCUUCAAAGCAGCUCAGAGAAAAUUUAGGGAUUAGGUGGCUAUGGGCCAAUUCAAAUAACUCCAAUUGAAGUCACCAGUAAAUCCCUGGUAUGAAAAUAGAUGAGGUACUGAUGACUGGAGGCGUCCUGUUACAUUUGGAAAUCAUUCCAGACCAAGAAAAAAUAAAAAAAAAAAAGCAUUAGAGUCAGUCCAACAUUAUUGAUGGGGAGCAAUAUUUGACCAAGGCAAAUCUCUCUUUGAAAAAGCAAACACCUCCAGGACCCAGCCUUUCCAAAAAUGAACAUCAAAAAUAAGCAAAACCAUUACAUAUUUAAUGGCUUCAACAUUCAAUCUACUUCCUGUAGCACAUUUCUUUUUUAAAUUCAUCACUGCAGGUGACAGUCUGGACUUUCAAAAGAUCACAGGCCAGAUGCUCCAGGAGUUCCCCACUCAGCUGAGGUAGAAGGUGUUGUUCCCUUUAAUGGGCCACCAGGAAGAACAGGAGCAAAUGGUCUCACCCUGCUCCGGAAACUCUCAUAAGUUUAAUUUAAAAGACAUAAAACUGCAAACCCAUAGAAAUAUCAUUUUCUGCAAAACCUACCGAGACAGAACUGCAAAGAGUAGCUGCCUCUGCUCACCUUCUUCUGUGUUUGACUCAGCAGAGCCUUUUGUGUGCUAGCCUCAUUUGCUCUGGAAUUCCAUUUUUAGAUCAGGCUGGUAGAAUGGAGAGUUGUGAAAAGACAACAGUACGCAACCUUAAAGGUGGUCAGUUUUGAAGCCUGAUAUUUCAGGGUUGCACAUUUAAUGAAGUGGAACCCAGCAAAGCUCUGCUUUGUCACAUUCAAGGACUUGAUAAAGAACAGAAGUCAAGAAGUAAAUAAAUACCACAGUUGGGAAUUUCACUUUGAGGGUUCUGGUUAUCCCUGCAGAGGCACUAACCCGAAACCAGUGUGAUUUCUGAGACAGCAUGGGGCUGGCAUUUACAUAGACAUAAAAUUAGUGAUGAUUGAUGGAAAAUCUCACACACCCAAUUGCUCCUUCUCUUUUCCUAAUGCCUGGCCUUUUCAAUGCUCAGCAGAUCUGUUUGUGUUGAGAGAUACUCAACAGGUAGUUAAUUUUCAUUUGGACCUGGCAAGAGUUUCUUUGCCUAAAGGAUUUUUGAAAUUUACUUACAAGACUCCUUACAAUACCCGUGUCUUAGAACAUGUGGGACAACAGUUUCAUUUUUCUACUUGUUGAUUUUAUUUUUAAUAUUUAGAGUUUUCAAUCCUAAAAGUAGAACAUGCCUCUUAUAGAAAGGGCUAGCACCACAUGUUAAGUAUCACAUGCGAAACCAGGGUGGGUGUGCUGGUGUGGUGUCUGUGGUCACACUCCCCAGAGACAAGCUGUGUUAGCACUUUCUACGUUGUUGCUUAUACGUUAUGUCAGAACAUUCCACAUACACAAGCCCUCCAUAUAUAGAGAUGUAUUUAUCUCCACACAUAUAUGUGUAUGUAGACUAUACGCACAUAUAUUGCAUAGGAUUAAAACAAAAGAAAACAUCUUAGAAGCGUGCUCACCAUCUGUAUAUGUAUAAUAACACCCACAGGCAAAGAUAAGGUAGCAGAGAAUGUUCCUGUAUUCUUUGUAGUUAACACUGUUAUUCAGCUCAGUUCUCUUACUGCUGCUCUUCACCUGCACAUGGCGUUUGCUCCUGCCUGUGCCAUAAAAUCCCUCACCAAGAGGUCUUGUGAUUAUUUCACUUUCCACAAAGCAGAAAUCUCCCUGAGCCCAGAGACUUGCCUCUGUUCUUUUGGGAUCUCAAGUGGAGAGUUCCUUCUUCUGUGAUGCUUAUACCACUUACAAAGCUGAGUUUAUAGGAUGGUCACUCAGGAGGUUGCCUAAUGAUAUUCCAUUUAGGGUAAACUCCUGCCAGGAAGGUGUAGUAACUUGGAUAUGGACUGAGGUAUGAGUAGGCUGAGGUAUGAGACUGAGGCUGACUUCUUGCCAGUAAGAGUAGGUAAUGAAAUCACUAAGAGCAGCUGAAUAUUUUAUUCAGUUAUGCUAUUUAAAAAUAAGAAUAGAUUAUUGUUAACAUGGCUCAUCUUAGCCAUCCAGUAAAACAACUAAAAUUGCCCUGAUUGAAUGGAUUCUUUUCAUUUUCGGGGGAAAAAAAAAUGUCCAUUAGCUUUCUGAUUAAUCCUUGACACUUAUUUAGUACAAAAUAGCUUCUGCUCCAGGUCUUGAUAGAACUAUCUCUGCAUCUUUAAUUUCCCCGUUCUCUGAACUCCAUAUUCAGCUGAUUGUAAGUGCUGUGUGGUUUUUCUUUACCAAGAUGCUCCAGUUGACUUUGGUUGCUCCCCUUUCCUGGUCCUCACUGUUGUUCAUCCCAAGUCCCUGCAAUAUUCUGACUGUGGCAAUUGUCCUGCUUUUGGAUCUCCUGCCACCUUCAAUCAUUUUGUCAUAGAGCUGCCAAAAUCUCCCCUAGACUUUGUGUUCAUAUGGAUCAAAAUGAAAUUGCCCUCCAGGACAGGUAUUCAUUGUGCCCUUUAUAAAUCGGUGUCCUCUUGUCUUGGUCAUUUCAUAGCAUUACAAGCCUUAUUCUGAGAAGUCAUGUACCAGAUAGGUUUAGUCUUUGUUUUUCUAAGAAAUUUUCUAAGACAUUUCUAAAUUUCUGACCGAGUCAUGCCUUGAGAACACACACUCUUGGUGGCUUCUAUGUUCAUGUUAUCAUCAGUGUGUGUCACCCUCUCCCCACAAGUCCCCUGGAAGUAGGGAGGGAUGGCUGGAUUGUGUAUGUGUUCUACCCGGUCUCCCUCCCCCUACCCCCAGCUGGCUGUGGAGGUCAGGCUGUCUCGCCACAGUUGAAUGAGGAGCCUUAAUAUGGGAGCUAAGCUGGGUGUCAUGCCUUUGAUGACCUGCUCUCCCAGGACACCAAGAGUCACUGGACUGACCCCCGAAAAGAAAGCAAAAACAUUUCCUAGGCUUUUCCAGCAUUGCAUUUUUUAAGUGGAGAUUUGAAUAUUAGAUACUAUCCUCAUGGUGGCUCUAUUCCAGAGUCCGUUUUUGUGUGUAUGCAAUCAUUAUGCAUGCAGUGCCGUCUUCAUGAAUCAGUCAUACGUUCAUGUAUUUAACCACCUAUUGAAAAAUAUAUAGUUAUCUCUUGCUCUGCUGCAGACACCAUACUUAGGUUAUAAGCAUGAAUGCAAGAUAUAACCUCUUGAUAUCAUGGAACUGGCAACCUAGGAGAAAAGACAAAUUCCAUGUGAUAAGUUCUGGACAGAAGAACCCAGGAGACUAGGCGGGCUCACACCGGGGGUAUAAGUCAGUCCAUGUUUGCCAGUCACUCUGUGAAAUCUGAAAUGGGAAUAUGAAUAUGAUGAUGAAAUUAUCUUUUGUAUUUCCUUUUCCUUGGAAGCUUUGUACUGUUCUUAAAAUAUAUUUGAAACCAAGACUUUAAGACAGGAACACUACUAAAAUGAAAGCUGAAAUUCGUUUCCUUAUUUCUCAAGGACAGAACUAGAAGCAAUAUGCAACAGUUGUAGUGGGUUUUGAGUACAUGUAAAUCAGGAGACUACAUAUUGUCCAAAAGUGGAAUGAAAUGGAUUUGUAAACUUCCAGCCCCUGGGAAUCUUUGAACAGGCAUCACACGAUUACCUUAGAGGUGUUCCCAUUUGAUGUGUGUCAUCUGAGGGCCUGCUUUAGAUCCUGGGAGGUGUAGAUUCUUUCUUUCAGAAUGACUUUGUGGAAAGCAGGAUUACAUUUAAAAUUUUAUGAAAAUCUUGACUUUUAAUCUUUAAAACAUCACUUCGUCAUGAGAGCCUUUAAAAUCUUGGGGAGAAUGACCUUUCGUUAUCACCUAUAACCUUUGAAAAUCAACUUUGCAUGAAUUAAUAAGCCAGUGAAAAGAAAACAUACUAAGAGUUAUAACUUUAAGCCAUGUCUGGAAGCAUUAUGGAUUUUUAUGAGUAUCCUUAGGCUCUCAUAUAAAGUCUUAUUAAAAAAAAUCUGUUUUGCAAUCCAUCCAAUAUAAAAAGUGCUGUGAUUUGAUAUUCUUAGAAUUAAAUGUAAUCUAAUAUAACCACAGAAAAACUGCCUAAAAGAUAUUUGGGAGCCAAGUAAAUGUACAUGGAAGGCAAUUAGGGAAAGCACUUUUGCUGCUGGCAUGAUAAUUGCAAGGGAAGCCUUCCCCAAUGGAAAGAAGAAAGCAGCGGCCCUGGCUUCCCCAUCCAUUUUCCCCUAAGUUUCAACAUUUGGAGCCAAAUGACAUCUGAAAUAAGACUCUUUGGUGGAGGGAGCAGCCGAAACUGUCAUGAUUCUCAAUCCUUGAGGGAAGUACAUAUAGUUUUCAAUAGAAAAUUGCUUAAGCAACUCAAAUCUAUACUGUUUAUUCACUAUAAUUUCAAUAUUUAUUUUAAAAUUUAGUGCUUUAGUAUUUGGAUGCAUUUUGACAUUUCUUAACUUUAACACCACCCUACCAGGUGGAUAAUGCAGAUGAUACAUUUUAGAUAAAUACAUGGAAUCUCAGAGCAGUGACUUCAACUUGCACAGAUUUGUGUAGUAAAUGGUAGAACUGUAGCCAGAACUAAUCUCUAGAAAUUACAGGCUAACAUGUCUGCAGUAGAUAUUUUCUAAGGAAAUAAUUUCCACUAUUGCCUUCUUUCCCAACAAUCAUUUAAAUUUCCAUAACCCAGAAGGCGCCUCCUUGGAAAAAAAUAUUUUUCUAAGAUCCCAUAGCAAGAGUUGAUUGUAAUGGAGGGAGAAUAUGAAGUAAAAAACUCAAGAGAUUUUGCUCUCAAAUAGAGAUUUAUCACGUUGGAUAUAUUUCAAGAAGAGAAAAAGAUCAAAUGUUUUGGUACCAGGGGGGGUUUAGGGGGGUGACGUUCUGGCUGCUGAUUCUCUGCAUUUAAAAUCAUUAGUACUGUUUUCUCUCUUUGGAAGUCACUCCUGGAAUGUUUUAGAAUGCUGUACCUAAAAGUGUUGAGAACAUUGCCAUUGCUCUGAGUUUAUGGGUAGGGAUGCAAGACCAAGCUGUCAUCAAAGUCACUGGCCAGAAUUCUCACACACCUACAAGAAGUUACACUGCCCUUGAAAUAGAACGAGCAAAAGAUCUGAAAUCUUCCUCAGUGCCAAAUCUGUUUUUACAAAGCAUCUAUAUGGGCAGAUCAGUGACUAUGUAGAAGUGAAAUGUUUGAUCUGGAAAGAAGGCAAAAGUGGUUUCGGAAUAGAAACCUAUUCUGUGAAGGAAGUGAUUAAGUUGAUCUCGAAGAUUCACAUUCUAUAGGGCAAACAAUUUGAAAAAUGCAAUGAGGACAGAAGAGAUCAGGACCAGACAUGAAAAGAGGUGACUUUAUGACUUAAAUAAAGAUUUAAUUUUUCCUCAACAUUGUAUCAAGGAAAAAUGGAUUAAAUUUUCUUCAAAAAUAAAGCAAAGUUAGUGCUGCUGGUGUUUCUUCUAAUCUUUAAAUGAAAAUAUGAACAAGCGAUUUCAGGGAUCAUGUAAAAGCAAUUACUUAAUUGUGAGUGAGCUUAGACUAAGUAUUUCUCUGGUAUUUUCCAGGUUUAGAUUUCUAUGAUUUUUUAGACUGGAGCGUAAGUCAAUUAGAGUUACUUCUUUUCUCCUAAAUUCCUGCCAUAUAGAAAGCAUUGAAAGCUUUUUCGUAAAAACUCAAGUCAUUGCAAAUAUAUCCCAGAGCUUUUAAAAAAGUAGGUAUUUCAUGACCUAAAAAUGUUUGCUUUGUACGCAUGCACACAUACACACACACACACUCAUACACACACACACACACACACACACUGCCCAUUGCUAGCCAGUUCCAAAAUUUCUUGAACAAUAUAUCUACUAAGACAGAAUAGUCACAAGUUCAGAAAUUAAAAGCUUAGAAAUCACAAGGUCAGAAAUUGAACAAAGGGUGUAAUAUCCACUUUCCUACUUUCUACACACAUUUGUUGUUUUGUUUGUGUAGUGGGAACUGGGAUUUGAAAGGACAGGAUUUCUCUGUAUUUUCUGUAAUAACGAGACAUGGAGGCAAUGUCUAUUACUAAUCAUCAUUAAGUGAUGAGUUGACACUAACCUCACAUCACUAGGCCUGUGGCUCCGUAGUGUUUCUGUAAUAUGUGAACUCUAGUUUUAAUCUCUCACCUUUCCUUCUGUAUUCAUAAGGCCUGAGCACCUAGAUCUCAAGUUGUCUAUGUGGGGGAGGAAUUCACUCUUGAGCCAAGUCUUAAGAAAUGGGCUUAUUAUUGGAAUCUUGCUUGGAAAACUACUUCCACCAUCUCCCUCAAACCCCUGGAAGCGCUGAGCUACAGGAGAAACAAAUGAUUCUCAAGCGUAGAAUACUAUGACAUGCAAGUCUUAAUUCAAUUGCUGUGACAACCCCCAAAUAGAGAACUUAGCAAACUUUUAUGCUCAUUAAAAGCAAAUUCAGAAGGUGUAGAAAAAGAUUAAACUUCCUCAGAGUGGCUUCAAGUAGUAUCAGUUGUGAAAUUUUUAAUCUCUGCAACUUAGAAUUAGGUUAUUGUGGAGCAGGGCGGGGGAAAUGGUUCUGCUAGUAGAACUUUCUCAGAGAGAUUGCCAGAGGACUGGGUUAUUUUCUGAAGGUGUUUCCCCAAGGGCUCAUGGCAGGUCAGACUUGUCCAUUGCUUCAUAUUGGUCUAUGAUAAAAUUUGAGAAAAAUGAGGACAGUUUAGGGAGUUCUUCACAAAUCUAAAUAUAUCCAAUCCUUGUAAAUUCUGAGGCUAAGGCCUUCAUACUUUGGGGUUUAUAUAUAACCUUUACUUUUUAAAAGAAAUCAAAGUGAGGAGAGGUUUAUACAUUGCCUUUUGUUGUAAAAUUAAACAGACGAUAGCCAUAAAUUGGUGUACUUUUUUUUUUUUUAAGUUUUAAAUGUAUGGGUAAUUCUCUCAAAUAUUCUGGUGAGAUUUAUCAUGUUUACAAGAUGUUUUGGCUUUCAUAUUUACUACACCUGUUUUAAUGAAUCCAAAUGGUUGCUGACCUUUUGGGGUUUAUUAAUAAUCACAUUUUCAGUUGGCUGCUCCCCUCCCCUAGGGUUGGACCAAGGCUCUCAGUGCAAACCCAGUUCCCAAGUUAACCAGAACCUACAAUGAUGUUUGCUGACAUCUGAUUGAGAGCUGGGAAAUGUGGGGUUUUCACCAUCCCAAGGAAUGAGACUUGGAAGCUUUGUAGACAAAAAUAUUCUAGAACAAUAGAAUAUUUUGUAGAACACAUCUUUGAAAAGUUAGGGUCCAAAUUAGUCCCAAUAAAAGUUAGCCAUGUUGGCUUUUUUUAGCGUGUGUGUGUUUUAAUUACUCGUGGUUAAAUGGGCAACCAUCAAUCUGAAUGUCAUAUGGGUCAUGGCUGAUUCAAAAUAAAGCAAGCCAUUUCUGUAAGCUAGGGAUAGAGGACACUCUCGGUUCCAUAAGAAUGGAUAUGUUUCAUUUUAAAUCUGAUUUCUAAGUGGGAAAGUUCCCUGGAUAUCCAGAUCCUUGGCCAUGGGUAGCCACUCUCCAAGGCUGCUUCUGUCUGCGGAGUUAUAGUCACACUAUAAAGGGCUCUUUCAUGAUUUCUGAUUCUGCCCUAUGACAUCUCAGAGCCAUGCUUUUGCAAAGCUGCCAGCUAGCAGGUGGAAUUAAAAAAAAAAAAGUAGCUGUGGCAGUAGGAUGAUGAAGUUUUAUUUCCAGGUCAAGUGGGAUCCAGGUAAUA
Molecule: messenger RNA, 13138 nt
Organism: Talpa occidentalis (Iberian mole)
Lineage: Eukaryota; Metazoa; Chordata; Mammalia; Eulipotyphla; Talpidae
Gene: DGKI
Product: diacylglycerol kinase iota
Exons: 34
Coding region: 1-3222 (1073 amino acids)
Biological process (GO): intracellular signal transduction; lipid phosphorylation; diacylglycerol metabolic process
Cellular component (GO): nucleus
Molecular function (GO): protein binding; ATP-dependent diacylglycerol kinase activity
Source: RefSeq, a predicted model, not a curated record